Molecule: messenger RNA, 2365 nt
Organism: Corythoichthys intestinalis (scribbled pipefish)
Lineage: Eukaryota; Metazoa; Chordata; Actinopteri; Syngnathiformes; Syngnathidae
Product: acyl-coenzyme A thioesterase 2, mitochondrial-like
Exons: 5
Coding region: 217-1485 (422 amino acids)
Biological process (GO): fatty acid metabolic process; acyl-CoA metabolic process
Molecular function (GO): fatty acyl-CoA hydrolase activity
Source: RefSeq, a predicted model, not a curated record
GCUGGGAUCCAUCAACCGAGUUUGGAAAUAGGAGACACCUAUCCGUUCCAACUUGAACCGAACUGAAUUUGCCCGUCAAAUCUCACACGAUUUAAUUUUACAUAUGAAAUGGACUAUAAUUAACAGCGACACUUAUGAGCUUUAAGGACGUAUUUUCGAGAGAGGAUUAAACGCUUUCAAAACGGACAAAAGUGAUCCAACUCUCGCCCUUCGAGGAUGUCGGUUCAAGUCUGCUUGCGUCUUCUUCCGAGUGCCCGCUGCCUUUUUGACGAGCCCGUCUAUGUGAAGGUGGGCGGUCUGGGGUCCAGUCAGGUGGUCACCCUGAGGGCCCAGGCCACCGAUGAGCGAGGGGUGGUCUUCCGCUCGAUGGCCAUCUACCGGGCAGAUGGCAACGGGGAGGUGGACCUCUGCCGGGAUGCCGCCCUGUGUGGCACCUAUGAAGGGGUUGAGCCCAUGGGUCUGCUAUGGUCGAUGCGGGCAGCUGCCCCCCACAAGUACUUCCACUGGACUAAGGCGGUCACUCCUCACAUGGUCAGGUUUUCAGUGCAUGACGGUGUGGAUAUGGAGGAGGAGGAGCAGGGGGGUGCUCUGGCGGAGGCUACCAACGAGAGGGUCCUAAUGGCAGAGGGCGUCACACGGGAGGUCGUCAGCCUCGGGAGGUGCAGCGCAGUGUUGUUUACACCACCAGGUGAAGGCUUGUUCCCGGGAGUGCUGGAUUUGUCCUCUUUCGCGUCGGAGAAGCGACCCAGCCUCUUGGCCAAUAAAGGUUUCGUAGUUCUGAGUGUGGGGCUUUUCUAUGACAAACCUGCCAAAGUCAAGCACAUGGAGCUGGACUAUUUAGAGGAAGCUCUUCGUCUUUUACAGCAACACCCCAAGGUGGGCAGUGAUGGUUUGGGUGUGAUUGGGCGAUCCAAAGCGGGUGACAUCGCCCUAUCCCUGGCAUCCUUCGUGCCCGGCGUGCGAGCAUUGGUGUGGAUAAAUGCCUGCAGCGCCAACAUAGGAGUCCCCCUACACUACCGCGGCCAAAGGGUCCUCUCCCCGUUGAGUGUGGACUCAAGCAAGAUAAUACCCACUUCGGAUGGUGCCAACAUUAUCAAAUUUGGCACCGGUGACCCCAAUGACAAAGCGAACAGGAGCAGCCGUAUCCCCGUGGAGAAAGCCAACGCACACUUCCUAUUCCUGGCUUCUGAGGAUGACCUCAACUACAAUAGCCGGGCCUACAUGGAGAGCCUGGCAGCCAGACUAAGGCAAGCUGGGAAUAACAACAUAGAGAGUGUAUGCUACCCGCGGGCUGGACACCUCUUGGAGCCACCCUAUGGGCCGUACUGCCAUUCCGGUCUGCACGGGUUUCUGCGCAUCCCCGUCAAGUGGGGUGGCGAGCCAAGGGCUCACGCCUGUGCCGAGGUGCUCGCCUGGAGGAAAAUGGAGGAGUUCUUGAGAAGCCGACUAAACUGCCAACACGCCGAGACAAAAGCGAAAUUGUAAACUGAAAGAUGCUAAAUGAUCAAAAAAUCAUAUUCAGUCAUUGAAUGCACUAUCAACAUCCAUCCAUUUUCUGUGCCACUUCUGCUUGUGGGGUGCUUGAGCCUAUCCCAGCUGACCAUGGGAAGUAGCAGACUCAGCCGAGGUACGUGCUAUCAUGUCUGGCGACAAUGUCGGCCAAUUGCAGGCCAAGAAUAGUUGAAAAAACAUUCAUAAUCACAGUCACUUUUAUGGGCAAUUUAUAGGGUGUGACUGACUGAUCAUGAACAAUUUUGACAUGUGGGAAGAAUGCAAUUGCAGGCCAAGAAUAGAUGAACAAACAUUCAUAUUCAAAGUCACUUGUAUGGGCAAUUUAUAGGGUGUGGCUGACUGAUCAUGCACAAUUUUGGCAUGUGGGAACAGAGGCGUCGCGCCCCAUUAGGCAAACCAUGCAACUGCCUAGGGCCCCAAGCCAGCAGGGGCCCCCAGAGGGCCAACAGAUUUAGCACACGCAGCUUUACUGCACUGUCCCAGCGACAAGUGCGACAGUGCCUGUGAAAGCCUUGUGUCUGAGUUCCCUGAAGGGGCCCCUUCACUCGCUCUACACUGCCCCUCCCCUCCCUUACGUGACUCAGAGUGAGAGUGAGCGGCGAAUUGUUUUUUUUUUUUUUUUUUUUUUAAAUUGGCGUCUCUCCAAAAUGAAGAGAAGUUAUCCUUCUGGAAGCGACAAAAGAAAGGAAAAAAAAAAGCAUAAGAGAAAAGGAAGCAAUACAGCGGUGACUGUACUAUGUUACUGUAGUUUUAUGUCCUAAUGUAGUAGAAGCUGGGCACUUUGAGUGUCCUAAAAAGUGCUCUAUGAGACCGAGGCGUUAUUAGAUUUUUAUUAAAUAUGCUAUUGCUCCAA